Messenger RNA from Caenorhabditis briggsae, 1593 nucleotides. The transcript has 7 exons. Bases 1 to 1593 code for a protein of 530 amino acids. NCBI's taxonomy places the organism in Eukaryota, Metazoa, Nematoda, Chromadorea, Rhabditida, Rhabditidae. The record is from RefSeq and is a predicted model, not a curated record. Gene Ontology annotation, biological process: retinal metabolic process; carotene catabolic process. Gene Ontology annotation, molecular function: beta-carotene 15,15'-dioxygenase activity; carotenoid dioxygenase activity.
AUGGAAGCCUCAGGAUUCUCUCGUCUUUUCCACAAUUUCGAGAAUGUUGUGGAACCAAAAGAGUGUCGAAAAAUUGGCACGGUGCCAAGUUAUUUGAAAGGGACCAUGCUUCGAAAUGGACCUGGAAUGUUUGAAAUCGGAGAGGACAAGUAUCAACACUGGUUUGACGGUCUCGGUUUUAUGCAGAGAUACCAUUUUGAGAAUGGAAAGAUGUUCUACUCGGCUCGCUAUCUGGAAUCGGAAGCGUACGCCCAAAACAUGCAAGCCCAGCGUAUCGUAGCCGGCUCCUUCGGAACUGCUACAUUCCCGGACCCAUGCAAAACGCUUUUCUCGAAAUAUUUCUCUACUUUUAUGCACGAAGCACCGGAGAAACAUGACAAUGCAAAUGUGGCGUUCACACCAGUUGGAGAUGGGCUGUAUGCGUGCACCGAGACGCCAUACAUGUAUAGAAUCGAUUUGGAUACGUUGAAGGCGUUGGGAGAGGCCGACUUCUCCAAAUACGUCGCCCUUCAUUCCUGUACCGCCCAUCAACUCUACGACGAGAACGGGGACGUGUACAACAUUGGAUCUCGUUUCGGACCCGACUCGGCGCACGUUUUUACAGUAACCCGGAACCCGAAAAAUGAGCAAUCGGAGAGUAAUCACUCUUGGGAGCACACGGAGAAAAUUGGAGAGAUCCCCGCGUCGGAUCCAUUGUACCCGACGUAUAUGCACUCUUUCGGAAUGUCUGAGAACUAUUUGAUCAUGUUUGAGUCGCCUGUGAGAGUGAACCUUCAAAAAUUCAUUCUGAGAAAUUUUAUCAAUGCGACUUAUCGUGAUUGUUUGGAAUGGAAGAAUAAUCAGGAUGUCAAAGUGUUCAUCUUGAACAAGAAAACUGGUGAAAAAUUGGAUUUGAAGCUGAAAAUGGACCCAUUUUUCACAUUCCACCAUGCGAACACUUUUGAGAAAAAUGGAUGCUUGGUUGUGGAUUACUGUAGAAUUGAGAAUGCCGGAAAUUUCAGGACUUUGGAUAUCGAUAAUAUGAGGAAUGGAGAGUUUCAGAAUGAUCUCACCUUCCUUCCAUACCUCACCCGUGUGAUCAUUCCUCUAUCAAUUCCAUCUACAGUAAUCCCGGGACAGGAUAUCCUAGAAUCUUUGGAUUGGGAAACCGGCUACUCAGCAAUUCUCGAGGAUGAUGGAUCCAUAAAACUGACCGAGAAACGGACCUGCGACGUUUCCAUGGAAUUCCCUCGUUAUCACUGGGAGAAAAUCAACAUGAAGGAGACAAAUACGUUUUUGGCUCCACCGUUUUCGGAAAAGUCAACGAGAAUCCGGCUGGGGUGGGUAAUCAAGGCUGAUUUGAAAACCGGAAAUCAUUUGAUUUGGAACCGAGAGAAUGAGCACCAAAUCUGUGGCGAGCCCAUUUUUGUGCCCAAUCCAGAGGGCGUGGAAGAGGAUGAUGGAAUCCUAAUUGUCCCAAUUAUGACGAUCAGUGUAACACAACCACCAUUCGUGUUGAUUCUGGACGCCAAAACGUUGAAGGAAACCGCGAGAUUUGAAAUUCCAGAAGAGAGAAUUCCAUUGGGUUUCCAUGGAUUCUAUCAAGGGAGAUAA